AUGUCUAUUGCAUACAGUCGUGGAAAAAUUAUUUUUGAGCCGAAGCAUGGGAAUCAAACGAAAGAGUAUCCGGAACGUUCAUUGAUCGAAUUACGUGAGUCGAGUGAUGAAUAUGUUCUACGUGGUCAAGAAAUGGACAAAAAAGAAAUAAUAUUUCUUAUUCCAUUAACUAAUCGUAAUCAAUAUCAUUUCGGGUCCGAUGCUGAAAGUCCAGAUGAAAUCAAAACAAAAGAUGGAACAUAUAUUAUAACAUUGGAUGCUGCUCAACGUGAUAAUUUUCAUACGAUAUUACACAACCUUUUAGAUACAUUAGUUACACCAGAUGGACAACAACCAAUUUCGCCACUGUUACCAAAAGAAGAGGAUAAUAUUAAGAUUCGAAAACUAAAUGAGUGUAUCCAGAAUGGAAAAGGUGAUGAUGCAGCAAAAAUAGCAGAAGAUUUAGCUAAACGGGCAGUACACCUUACAUCUAAACCAUGGAAAUUACACAGUGAACAAGAGAUUGCAAUUCAAAUUCAGUUUGAUGGAAAUGAGUAUCCAUUACAGAAGAAUGGUGGUAAUAUUCAAUAUUUUGUUUAUCCAUCAACGACAAUUCGUGAAUUACGUGCUGUGUUUGAAGAGUUGCAUCCUAUCCAAGAUCAAUACUGGUUUGUUAAUGGUGGUUUAGCAUAUGAUAAUGCCACUAUGACGGAUUUAAAUGUUGGUCCGAACUCAUUAUUAAUACUAUUUGUAGUAACUCAGCCAAAAGUAUUCAAUAAUAAUACUCAGAAUGAUACGAGUAUUAAACCUGUGUCUUCCUAUUGGGAAUGCAGUGCGUGUCACGCUUACAAUCAAUCAACGAGAAAAUCGUGUAAAGCCUGUAGUCUUCUUAGACAAGAUUUAUUAAGUGAUUUAUUAAAUGUAAAAGAUGGCAAGAUAAAGCAAGAAAGUAUUAAUAACACAUCAGCUAGUACAAAUAUGAAUCUCCUUGCGGCAGCACCACCAACAACACCAACACCAACAGUAAACAAUACUUGCACAAUUCCAAAGGGUGUUGAACGCUCAAUUUCUUCAACUAGAACAGAACAUCCAUUAAAGUGGUAUUGUGUGAUAUGUGCAAAAUAUAAUGAAAAUGGUGAGCAGUCAUGCGGUGAAUGUGGUGAAAUUUAUAUGACAAAUCAAGAUUAUAUGAAUUUCGUUAUUGAACAAGGAAAACAAUUGACACGAUAUUCUGAAGAUUCAGCUGCUUUUCGAGACGAUUUACGCCUGCUAACAGAAUCAGCUUAUUACAAAAACAAUGAAGAAUUUGAUUGUAUUAUAUGUUGUGAAACAAUUGGAAAAGAGAAAGGAGUUUUAUUCCAUCACUGCCUUCAUCCGUUAUGCAAACGUUGUGUAAUUCGGUCUAUUGAAACGUCAGAUAGUCCAUUGAUCAAAUGUCCACAUGACGAUUGUCAAGAAUAUAUUACUGAACGAGAAUUGAGAGGUAUUGCGACAGACAUGCGUAGAGAUCAAAAAAUUGUUGACCGUCUACAAGAAAUUGGUAUACGAUGGGCUGAAUCUCGACAUAAAACAUUUCAUUGUAUAACUCCCAAUUGUGCUUAUUGGUGGUUUAUUGAACAGCAAAUACAAAAUAUCGUUUAUUGUGAAGGUUGCUCUAGUUGGAUAUGUAUGACGUGCAAUGCUCGUCAUGAUGGUCAAUCAUGUGCACAAUAUCAAGAUGAUUUAAAAAUACGUGCUGUAAAUGAUGUUAAUGCACGAAAAGAUAAAGAACAUCUUGAAGAAAUGAUACGAAAAGGUGAAGCAAUGCAUUGUCCUGGUUGUAAAGUAAUUGUUCAAAAAUUAUCCGGCUGUGAUUGGUUACAAUGUACAAUGUGUAAAAUGGAAAUAUGCUGGCCAACACGUAAGAUAUCUUCGGUUAUGCUGAUUUUACGGAUUAGACAACUAAUCCUGAUAUUGGAAUGA
Molecule: messenger RNA, 1941 nt
Organism: Didymodactylos carnosus
Lineage: Eukaryota; Metazoa; Rotifera; Eurotatoria; Philodinida; Philodinidae
Source: the annotation of a GenBank genome assembly